Dermatophagoides farinae (American house dust mite) is the source of this 2477-nucleotide messenger RNA. It is a transcript of the gene amon, whose product is annotated as prohormone processing protease amontillado. Gene Ontology annotation, biological process: peptide hormone processing. The record is from RefSeq and is a predicted model, not a curated record. Gene Ontology annotation, molecular function: serine-type endopeptidase activity. Lineage: Eukaryota; Metazoa; Arthropoda; Arachnida; Sarcoptiformes; Pyroglyphidae. Gene Ontology annotation, cellular component: membrane; neuron projection.
CAAUCAUCCAUCUAUCUAUUUUUUUUUUCAUUGUGAUUUUUCUUUUCUAGCUCGUUUCAUCAUUUUUACUAUUGUUUUGUGUCAUGUCAUCCAAUAGAUCCAGCAUAUUCGAAUGUUAUCAUCAAAAUAACAACAACAACAACAGCGGCAGCGGCAGCGGCAGCGACACCAACGACAACGAUAAAAAUCAUUAUAAUUACAAUCAUCAUAUGAAGAAUGAUGAUACAACGACAACAUCGAAAUUAAGGCACGAUGUUGUCAACAACAACAACAACAACAAUGAUGAUGAUGAUGAUUAUUUAAAUUUUUUAAAUAAAAAUCAUAAAACCACAACUGCAACAAGAAAAUAUGAUUGGCUAUCUGUAACAAAAUCUCAUCGAUCACCAUCAUCAUCAUUAUUAUUAUCAACAUUAUCAUCAUCGAAAUCAUCAAUAUGGUGGCCAUUAUUAUUGCAGCGACGAAAUUAUUUAUGCAAAUCAUCAAAAAUGUUCAUGAUGAUCAUGUUGACCAUAUUAAUAAUAAUGAUUAUUACUGUAGAACAAUCAUUACAGUUUAAUCAUAAUAAUCAUAAUCAUCAUCAAAAUGAAGUGUUUACCAAUUCAUUUCAAAUUAGAUUUCGUCGUAAUAUUGAUCAACAAUUAGCCCAUCAGAUAGCCAAAAAACAUGGAUUUAUAAAUCUUGGUCCGAUAUUAGGCUCUCAGCGUGAAUAUCAUUUUCAACAUCGUGCAUUACCACAUGCACGUAAUAAACGUAGUAUUGGCCAUUAUCGUAAACUUCGAUCUGAUCAUUUGAUUGAAUCGGCACAACAACAAUUAGGCUUCCGUCGUAUAAAACGUGGCUAUAAAUCAUUAGUAUUGGAUGAAAUUGAAAAUUUACAACUACAAAAUGAUCCAAAUGAUCCAUUCUUUCAAUAUCAAUGGUAUUUAAAGAAUACUGGACAAAAUGGUGGUAAACCACGUUUAGAUUUAAAUGUUGAAGCUGCUUGGGCGCAAGGUAUAACCGGUAAAAAUGUAACCACAGCCAUUAUGGAUGAUGGUGUUGAUUAUAUGCAUCCAGAUCUUAAAGAUAAUUAUAAUGCAAAAGCAAGCUAUGAUUUUAGUAGCAAUGAUCCAUAUCCAUAUCCACGUUAUACGGAUGAUUGGUUUAAUAGCCACGGUACUAGAUGUGCUGGUGAAGUGGCUGCUAAACGAGAUAAUGGCAUUUGUGGUGUUGGUGUUGCAUAUGAUUCUAAAGUGGCCGGUAUACGAAUGCUUGAUCAACCAUAUAUGACCGAUUUGAUUGAAGCUAAUUCAAUGGGACAUGAACCAGAUUUGAUCGAUAUCUAUAGUGCAUCAUGGGGACCAACUGAUGAUGGCAAAACAGUUGAUGGCCCAAGAAAUGCUACGAUGCGUGCUAUUGUUCGUGGUGUUAAUGAGGGUCGUCGUGGAUUAGGUAAUAUCUAUGUAUGGGCAUCAGGUGAUGGUGGUGAAGAUGAUGAUUGUAAUUGUGAUGGUUAUGCAGCAUCAAUGUGGACCAUUUCAAUUAAUUCAGCUAUUAAUGAUGGUCAGAAUGCUCAUUAUGAUGAGUCAUGCUCAAGUACAUUAGCAUCGACUUUUAGCAAUGGAGCUAAAGAUCCACAUACAGGUGUAGCUACUACCGAUCUAUAUGGACGUUGUACGAAAACACAUUCAGGUACAUCGGCUGCUGCACCCGAAGCUGCUGGUGUAUUUGCAUUAGCAUUGGAAGCCAACCCAUCAUUAACAUGGCGUGAUGUACAACAUUUGUGUGUUCUGACUUCAAAACGAAAUUCAUUAUAUGAUUCAAAGAAACGUUUCUUUUGGAAUAUGAAUGGCGUUGGUUUAGAAUUUAAUCAUUUAUUUGGCUACGGUGUACUCGAUGCCGGUGCAAUGGUUGCAUUGUCCAAACAAUGGAAAACAGUACCACCACGUUAUCAUUGUGAAGCCGGUUCAAUUGUAUCGGAUAAUUUAUCAAUACCAACGAAUAGAAGCCUUACAUUGAAUAUUGAAACAAAUGCAUGUGCAAAUACCGAAACUGAAGUGAAUUAUAUUGAACAUGUACAGGCAGUGAUUACAUUGAAUUCAACACGUCGUGGUGAUGUUUUAUUAUAUCUUAUAUCACCAAUGGGUACCAAAUCAAUGAUAUUGAGCCGUAGACCAAACGAUGAUGAUGGACAUGAUGGUUUUGUUAAAUGGCCAUUUAUGACCACACAUACAUGGGGUGAAAAUCCACGCGGUGUUUGGCGUUUAGAGGUAGCACAUUCUGGUCCUGAACAACAACAUGGUUUUAUAAAAGAAUGGAUUCUAAUGAUUCAUGGUACAAAAGAACAGCCAUAUAAAGAUCUACCUGUAGAGGAUGAUAAUUCAAAAUUGGCAAUCGUUAAAAAAGCACAUGAAGAUGCAAUUGAUAAUAAAAAGAAUUAAUUUCAAGAAAAAUUUUUAAAUAAUUGUUUCUUUUUCAUUUCUUCUUCUUUUUUUUGC